CAGUAGUCCAGUCUAAUCCCUCCCGCCCCGAUCAAUAACCAAAUUAACCAAUACAAUUUGCAGAGAGAGAGAGAGAGAGAGAGAGAGAGAGAGAUGGGAGAAGAGGUAGAAUCCGUGGGGCAUCGAGUAUCGGCUGCAGCUCCUUUAACCUUCACGAUUGUCAUCACCUUUCAGCUCCUUUCCGGGUGGCUCGAACGCUUAAAGAAGAGAGGAUCCACUAAUGCUACAGUAAUCCAGUUUCGUGGAGAGAUAAAGCAACUCUUGAAAGAGGCGAGCUCCUUGUCACAGCCAUCCACAUUUGCACAAGCUGCGAAACUUAGGAGGUUAGCAGCUGCCAAGGAGAAGGAACUUGCAAACUAUCAAGAAUCACAUAGCAAGGAAAUGAAAAUGUCAUAUGAUUUGUAUCUGAAAGUUCUGUUUCUUUUCAAGGUUUUGACAUAUUUUGUGCUCAUUUGCUGGUUUUGGAGGGUUCCUGUUGCCACCAUAUCUCAGCGACUUGUGCAACCCUUUGGGAAAUUGCUAUCUUGGAGGACAGGAGGCACUUUAAACAACCAUGUUAUGGUUGGGAUAAUACCCUGGUUAAUAUUAUCUACCAGGGUGAGCAAAUUUGUUUGUCGACUCCUCAAGUAGAAAAAAGAUUAUGGUGCUUAUUAACUUCUCAUCAGAAAAUGUGUGAUUUCUGUUUUCUGAAUUUCAAGGAAGAAAAAAACUUUUGCAAUCAAUUCCUGUAACAAUCUACAUUAUUUUGUUUUUAUUUAUUUGGCCUGCAUGUAAGUUUAGAUAAUGGAGUACAACAACAACAACAACAACAAGCCUUAGUCUGAAGUUUUUGGUUAGAAAAUUUGCCUAUUUUAAAACACAUUUCUUAUAUUAGUAAAAGAAAUUCGAAGUACCAGAUUUUGAUGU
Molecule: messenger RNA, 906 nt
Organism: Quercus robur (English oak)
Lineage: Eukaryota; Viridiplantae; Streptophyta; Magnoliopsida; Fagales; Fagaceae
Product: protein GET1
Exons: 7
Coding region: 94-630 (178 amino acids)
Biological process (GO): tail-anchored membrane protein insertion into ER membrane
Cellular component (GO): nucleus; cytosolic small ribosomal subunit
Molecular function (GO): structural constituent of ribosome
Source: RefSeq, a predicted model, not a curated record